Messenger RNA from Hypomesus transpacificus, 1128 nucleotides. RefSeq names its product trypsin. The transcript has 6 exons. Gene Ontology annotation, molecular function: serine-type endopeptidase activity. Lineage: Eukaryota; Metazoa; Chordata; Actinopteri; Osmeriformes; Osmeridae. Gene Ontology annotation, biological process: proteolysis. The record is from RefSeq and is a predicted model, not a curated record. Bases 92 to 856 code for a protein of 254 amino acids.
GAGAGAGUGAGUGUGUCUCCGAUAGAAAGACGGAUCCUGAUUAUAGUGCACGGCUCGGUUAACUAUUGGUACAUCUUUAAGAAGAGACCAGAUGAUCAUGUCUCCAGUCCUACAACUGUCUCUGCUCUUCCUGGCUCUCCUCAGCAUCAGAGGAGGGCAGGGCCAGCGGAUCAUCGGGGGUAAGGAGGUGGAGCCGUACUCCAUCCCCUACCAGGCCUCCCUCCAGUACAACAAGAACCACUUCUGUGGAGGCACGCUCAUCCACCCCCAGUGGGUGGUGUCUGCUGCCCACUGCUGGAGACCAAACUACCUGAUCCAGGUGGUGUUGAGUGAGCACAGUCUGACCCGUGUGGAAGGCGUUGAGCAGGAGUUCAACGUCACCAUUGUCCUGGUCUACUACAUGUACAAUUACCGGACCUUCGACAACGACAUCAUGCUGCUCAAGCUCAGCCGGCCUGCCACCCUGAACAGCUACGUGGCCCCCGCCAGCCUCCCGGACGUCAACACGCCGCCGCUGAGCAGCAGCACAUGGUGCACAGUGAGCGGCUGGGGCGUGACGCAGCUCUACAACAACUUCCUGCCCCCCGCGCUGAGGGCCGUGGACGUGGACGUGAUCCUCAGCUGCCAGUACUACUACUACUUCAGGAUCACAGACAACAUGCUGUGUGCCGGCUCCCGCUACGGCGGCAAGGACUCCUGUCAGGGCGACUCAGGAGGGCCUCUCAUCUGCAACGGAAACUUUGAGGGCAUCGUCUCUUGGGGCAUCAGCUGUGCUAACCCAUACUUCCCCGGCGUGUACACCAAGGUCAGGAACUACGCCCAAUGGAUUAACUGGAUCAUCCAGAACAACAGCUAGUGGGCACUGCCACCAUCCCACCAUGCUAACAAGCCACCCUGCUAACAUGCUACCAGGAAAUGACUUCAGCAAGGAACAAGUUGCCAACACUGUAAAGACCACCAUAUUAGUUGGCUGCUGUGAAGUGUCCAGUAACUUUUAAAUUAAACAAUUAACAUGUGGUCAACAUGAUCAGAUGUUUAUUAACAUGAGGUCAACAUGAUCAAAAGCUGUUUAUUAGGAGAAUGUACUGUACUGACCUUUCCUCCUCUGAAAAACAUACGGGAAAAAAA